AUGGCAGCGAGUGCCAUGUUCGCGUGCGAGCUCAUGGACGCGGCUAUAUUCGCGGUGCAUAAUUGGGGAAUCAUGCAGUUGGCAGCGUUGAUGAAUGAUUCCAAAGGAAUUGGAACUGCAAUCCCGCCCCACCUCGAAGCCCUACCAAGCUCGGACUGGAUGGGACCACCCCAAAACGACGCGGAAUCGAAGCCCUUUGGCGAUGAAUGGGUUGCGGUCGAGACCGACAUUGCCGGCGAGAAGUUCAUCUGGCGUCCCAGCGACAGCUCCACCAACAUCAGCUCAUACAACGGCCAUAUCGACAUCAAGGCGUGGGACACUGAUACGCACAUCGCGCAGGGCUGCUGGCACGGUGCGCCUGACAAAUGUGGGACAAUGUACGACUUCCACCCGGAGUGCCAGUUAGUAGGCGAAUACAUUAGCCAGGAAGAUUAUGAUGACAUGACCAAUUGGGCCAUGAGACUUCUGGACGAUCUUCCUGAACACCUCCCUGAAGACUACGGAUGGGUCUGGGGCCCUUCUAACUGGCCGCAUGGGUAUGCGAACGCUGUCUCUCCACAGGGUGAACCUAUGUCGAAUGCUCAGUAG
Molecule: messenger RNA, 588 nt
Organism: Saxophila tyrrhenica
Lineage: Eukaryota; Fungi; Ascomycota; Dothideomycetes; Mycosphaerellales; Extremaceae
Exons: 2
Coding region: 1-588 (195 amino acids)
Source: RefSeq, a predicted model, not a curated record